Molecule: messenger RNA, 1494 nt
Organism: Ipomoea nil (Japanese morning glory)
Lineage: Eukaryota; Viridiplantae; Streptophyta; Magnoliopsida; Solanales; Convolvulaceae
Exons: 2
Coding region: 1-1494 (497 amino acids)
Source: RefSeq, a predicted model, not a curated record
AUGGCUUCUCAUCAGCGAAGUUGUUCUUCAUCGGAUUGGGCAUCACAUGGUGAAAAUGUUGAAUAUGACAGUGACACUGAGGGCAGUGAGUAUAAUGAACUAAGUGGUGAUGAUGACAAUGUUCAAAAUAAGGAUGACAUAGAGUUUGAUGAACAUAUAGAUUAUGGAGUUGAAGAUAGUGGUUUAAUAAAUAACUUAGAAAACGAGGUGGGCAGUAAGGCUUUGCAAAGUGAUACAUUUGACCCUAACCUUUCUGAUGAUGCUUCAAUUAUGGAAUCAGAUAGUGAUUGUGAGAUAAGUGGUGGAUUAUGGACUAACUUUAGGGCAAGUACAGAUAUGAAUGAUCCUGAAUUCACUCUAGGAAUGACAUUUGCCUCUAAGCAAGAGUUUAAAGAGGCUGUUCAUAACUAUGCCAUUAAAAAUGGAAAAGAUAUGAAGUUUGUGAAGAAUGACAAAUAUAGAUUCAUUGUAGAAUGUAAACAAGAGGGGUGUCCUUUCAGAAUAAGUCUUAGAAAAGUUAUAAACUCUUUGUCAUGGAGGAUUUUAACGAUGGAGCAAAAGCAUGAUGGAUGUUCAUGGGCUUUCGAUAAUAGAAUGAUGAAUUCAACUAAAAUAGCCAAGAGGUGGAGCAAGGAAAUCAAUUAUAAUCCUGAUUGGAAGAUGUUAAAGUUUAAAGAAAAAGUUCAUGAUGAUGACAAGUUCAAUAUGAGUGAGAGGCAGACCUAUAGAGUGCUUGCUAAGGCUAAAACUAUUCUGAAAGGAAAUGAAGAAGAGAACUUUAAUAAACUUUGGAGUUAUGAGCUGGAAAUUAAAAGAACAAAUCCAAUGUCACGUUGUUUUGUUCAAUUGAGUGACUUGAAAGAAAUGAAUGGGGAUACACGAUUUCUUAGGUUCUACAUGUGUUGGGAUGCAUGCAAAAAAGGCUUCAAAUAUUGUAGGAAACUGAUUGGAAUUGAUGGGACUCACUUAAGGACAACUACUGGAGGUGUGUUGCUCAGUGCUGUAGGGAUUGACUCUAAUGAUAGCAUUUUUCCAUUGUGUUAUGCUAUAGUUGAGAAAGAAACUAUACAAUCCUGGACAUGGUUUCUAGACUUUAUGAAAACAGACUUGGAUAUUACUGCUUGGAAUGAGGAUGAAUUCACUUUAAUUUCAGAUAAACAGAAAGGUUUAAUUCAAGCUUGCAAGGCUAUUUUACCUAAAGUGGAGCACAGGUUCUGUGUAAGACACCUUCAUGGUAAUAUGAAGGUUGCAGGGUUCCAAGGUAAAUCACUUAAGGAUGCAUUAUGGUCUUGUGCAAGAGCAUACACUGUCACUGAUUUCAAUAGAGGGUUUAGACGUUUGAAUGAGUUAGAUGGGAAUGCAUUUGAGUGGUUAGCAGAUAAACAUCCUAAAGAAUGGUCAAGAUCACAUUUCUCAUGUGCAUCACAGAGUGAUAUGUUGGUCAAUAACAUAUGUGAAUGUUUUAACAGUGUCAUAUCUGAAGCAAGACAAUAA